AACCAUUACCAGUUACCCGGUCCAGUCGGUUGCCCCGAAUUCACUGGAACCCUCCAAAUCAUUCUCUCUCAACACACCCCGCCAGCAUUUCCCCACCUGAAGGGUGACCGACAGACAGCCAGGCAACUUCUUGCCUUCUUAAACGUUCUCCGACAUCAUUGGCAAAGAGCGCUAAGAUCCGAGGUUGAUCAAUGGCUGUCGAAACGGAAGUUACAAGUGUUACUGAACUGGCUCUUGCUGAUACUGACAUCAAUUGGGCCAGGCUGGACAAGACGAAGUUUCAUAUUAUUGGUGCUGUCCUCUUUACUGUUCAGCAAGGCUUACUUCACCCAACAGCAGUUGUGAAGACUAGAAUGCAAGUAGCAGAUUCUGGGCUCUCUCACAUGGGUGGAAUAUCCGUAGCUAAACACAUAUUGAGGAACGAUGGUAUUCCAGGUCUUUUUCGAGGUUUUGGCACCUCUGCUAUUGGAGCAUUACCUGGUAGAGUUCUUUCUUUGACAGCUCUUGAAGUGUCAAAAGAUAUGAUGUUCAAAUACACUGAAGCUUUAGAUAUGCCUGAAGCAACACGUGUUGGUAUUGCAAAUGGAGUUGCAGGCAUGUUGUCAAAUCUAGUUUCUUGUGUGUACUAUGUGCCCUUGGAUGUGAUAUGCCAAAGACUAAUGGUGCAAGGGCUUCCCGGGGUUGCAUCUUAUAAAGGGCCAUUUGAUGUCAUGUGUAAAGUGAUGAAGACUGAAGGGUUCCGUGGUUUAUAUAGAGGUUUUGGAUUGACAGCUGUAACGCAGUCACCGGCAUCGGCGCUUUGGUGGGGUACCUAUGGUGCUGCCCAGCACAUCAUUUGGAGGAGCAUGGGCUAUAGGGAUGACAUUGACAAGAAACCAUCUCAUCUGGAAAUGGUGACAGUUCAGGCUAUGGCAGGAACAGUGGCUGGUGCUUGUUCCUCAAUUAUCACUACUCCCAUGGAUACCAUAAAGACACGGCUGCAGGUUAUGGAUAAUUAUGGUUCUGGAAGACCUUCAGUACUCAAGACAACUAAGACUCUACUCAAGGAAGAUGGAUGGCGGGGCUUCUACAGAGGUUUUGGACCCCGUUUCUUAAAUAUGUCACUCUAUGGAACUACAAUGAUCGUUACCUAUGAACUGAUAAAGAGAUUAUCUAUCAAGCAAGGAUGAAGGCUCACUGUUUCUGCGGCAGCAAGGAUGAAGGCUCAAGGUGGACGAGUAAUCGCUGGUCUUGCAUUUCCAUGAACCGAGAGGAAGUUCAUUCCAAGAAGUCUCCACUCUCUCUUUCCAUAAACCAUUGCCUCUCAAGUGUUACUCAAGGCAGUUUUGACACGGUCAGGAUUGGGUAACAUUUCUUGGAGAUUGGUCCUUCUCUUAAAUUUUUUGAUGAAGAAGGCGUGUCUCAGUUUACUCACUGGCCUUUUCGUGCUGCAACUGGAAAUACAUGUUCCAUUGUUAUUUAUUUAUUCACUUCAAUUUAUUUUCUUGAAUGUUUUGAUUAUUUUGAUGGUUUUUAUGUAAAAAAAGGGUAAAAUUUAAACAAGGAUCAUUAUUGGCCACA
This is a messenger RNA of Populus nigra (black poplar), 1560 nucleotides long. RefSeq lists its product as uncharacterized. The transcript has 6 exons. Bases 192 to 1169 code for a protein of 325 amino acids. NCBI's taxonomy places the organism in Eukaryota, Viridiplantae, Streptophyta, Magnoliopsida, Malpighiales, Salicaceae. The record is from RefSeq and is a predicted model, not a curated record.